GAUUUCCACGGCUGCGAUGGAGCUGCCGGCCUUGCAUGAAUCCGAGCCGUCCUUGCAGCUGAAUUUGGUCCCGUGCUCACCUGGCACCUGCUCCCAAGUCCCAGGGACUCAAGUCAUGGCGCCGCCGCCGUCCCCAAUCGAAGUCGCCGCUGUCCGCUGCACCUGCCCUUUAUUCCCCGGAUCCCCGACCUGUCCAUUCACCACUUCUGCUUGCCUUGCAUUUUCUCUUAAUGCACUCCUCCUCAGCGACGACUCUACCUCGCUUGAAUUCCCCAUGGUGAUGCAGCUUCAUCCACCGACGGCGUCGCGAUAGCUCACCUCCGACCCGAAUCCUGUUUUCCCGAGAGGGCAACGCACCUUCUGACGACGCCAUGACGACCAUGUCCAUCUUCCAGUCGCAACGACGCUUGGUCGUCUUCGCUUCCACCGCCUUCUUUGUCGUGAGCGUCUACCUCUGCACUACACGACUAUUGGCCAUGGAUUUCAACCGCGAGUCCGUCUCCUCAAGUUACGAGGACGUCGAAGCCGAGCUCUCCAAGGCCGAUCUCCCCAUGUCUAGCGGCUCCUACAACCGGCCACCGUUCAAGGGCAUUACCGUCUUGGCCGCGCUUCCCGACGAGUAUGUCCCUACCACGGAGAAUCAGAGGAGGAUGAUCGUGAUCGGAGACGUCCACGGCAUGAUCGACCCGCUCAACACCCUCCUCAAAGAGACCGGGUUCGACAGCACAAAAGACCACAUCGUGUCAGUAGGCGACAUGGUCAACAAGGGUCCCGAUUCUGCCGGCGUCGUCAAACGCCUCAUGGACCUUAACGCCAGCGCCGUCCGCGGGAACCACGAAGACCGCGUGCUAUUGGCGUGGGCAGGCUAUAAUACUAUGGAAGGUGUCGCGGCCGACUUGGCAACGAAAGACACAGAGGUGCCUGGAGGCGAGUCCAGCGAUCUGAAAACAGCACGGAGCCUUUCGUCAGAGCAGCUGGACUGGCUCAAGAGCCUACCCGUCAUCCUCACCGUUGACCCGCUCAACCUGUACAUUGUCCACGCAGGGCUUGUCCCGGGGAUCGAACUUGAGCGGCAAGUCCCCUGGGCCGUAAUGAACAUGCGAACGCUCACCUACCCUACCGAGGAUUUCCGCAGAAAGGAAGUAGAGAAGAAGAAGGAAGAGGAGCGAAAGAAGCAAGAAGAGGAAGAAAAGAACAAGAACUCCCGUCGCGACGAGGCCGAGCCUGACGCCGCCACCGAAGACAUUGUCAUCGAGAAAACCAUACCCGACCACGACGUCUGGAUCCCCAUCGACAGCCACGACGGCGACGAGUGGACCGACCUCUGGAACCGCGAGCAGAAGCGCGUCCCCAAGUCCCAUCGCCGCACCAUCGUCUACGGCCACGACUCCAAGUGCGGCUACAAGGAGGAUUCCUACACCUUCGGCCUCGACUCCGGGUGCGUGAAAGGAGGUGCUCUGUCCAUCAUCCAGGCGGUCGAAGGGGGUUGGACGCACACCACCGUGCAGGUGCCGUGUGAAGAGUCGUGAGCUUGGCGGGGGUGUGAGUAGAGCUGGAUAGACAGACAGCGCAUUGUAUGGGCUACGACGGAUUUUCGGG
This is a messenger RNA of Ilyonectria robusta, 1599 nucleotides long. Its product is annotated as Metallo-dependent phosphatase-like protein. Lineage: Eukaryota; Fungi; Ascomycota; Sordariomycetes; Hypocreales; Nectriaceae. The coding region runs from base 372 to 1529 and encodes 385 amino acids. Gene Ontology annotation, cellular component: cytoplasm. The transcript has a single exon. Gene Ontology annotation, molecular function: endopolyphosphatase activity; phosphatase activity. The record is from RefSeq and is a predicted model, not a curated record. Gene Ontology annotation, biological process: polyphosphate catabolic process.